Molecule: messenger RNA, 924 nt
Organism: Punica granatum (pomegranate)
Lineage: Eukaryota; Viridiplantae; Streptophyta; Magnoliopsida; Myrtales; Lythraceae
Source: RefSeq, a predicted model, not a curated record
CGGCUAAUCUCUCCUCGAAAACAAGCCGUACAACGAAACACAAGGCGACGAAACUUUCCUUUUUAUCGCAUAUCCAGAGAGGACGGCUAAGCUUCAAUUGGGUUAGUUUUUGUUGCCAUGGAGAUUCGAGUCCAAGAGUCCGAAAACAUGAUCAGAGAACAGGAGGAAGCCCUCCUCCUGCGGGACAAUGGUGCUGUCCCGAAGAAGAACUUGGUGCAACGGGCGAUAAGCCAGACCUUUGAGAGCACCGCCCACCUAGCAAACCUCCUGCCCACUGGGUCAGUCCUCGCAUUCCAGUUCCUCUCUCCCAUCGUCACGAACCAGGGGGUGUGCGACUCCGUGAGCCGGGCAAUGACCUUGGGCCUGCUCGCAUUUUGCGGUCUCUCGAGCUUUCUCCUCUGCUUCACUGACAGCUUCAAGGAUGAGAACGGGAACGUGACUUAUGGCUUCGCCACAGUGCACGGGUUGUGGGUCAUCGACGGAUCAACAAAGCUGCCAUCAGAGCUCACAGAAAGGUACUGCUUGAGGUUCAUAGAUUUUUUGCAUGCCUUCAUGUCGGUGCUGGUUUUUGCGGCAGUGGCACUAUUCGAUUCAAAUGUGGUUAGCUGCUUUUAUCCGGCACCUUCCGAUGAGGCACAAGAGGUCCUCACGGCAUUGCCCGUCGGAAUUGGGUUCAUCUGCAGCAUGUUAUUUGUUGUGUUUCCGACGACCCGUCAUGGAAUUGGAUUCCCACUUUCUUCUAAUUAAUUCUGCAUAGAGUACCCAAAAACAGGCCAGUUCCAAAUGUUCAUUUGAUAUAAUAUAUCAUUCUAUGCUAUUUAUUUUCAUUCUUCCGAAAGCGAUCUUGUAAGAACUGAUGAGAAGGAUCAACACAAUAUGUUUACAAGAAGAAAUAAAAUAAUAGCUCUUCUUUGCCUUUCAAAA